Molecule: messenger RNA, 4579 nt
Organism: Trichosurus vulpecula (common brushtail)
Lineage: Eukaryota; Metazoa; Chordata; Mammalia; Diprotodontia; Phalangeridae
Gene: ICE2
Product: interactor of little elongation complex ELL subunit 2
Exons: 16
Coding region: 221-3175 (984 amino acids)
Biological process (GO): positive regulation of transcription by RNA polymerase III; snRNA transcription by RNA polymerase II; snRNA transcription by RNA polymerase III
Cellular component (GO): transcription elongation factor complex
Source: RefSeq, a predicted model, not a curated record
GCACGCACGCGACCUUUAAAGGGGGAACUUCGCGGGCGCCCCCAGGCGCAGUCUGAGGAGGGGUGGGCCGCGCAGCGGGAGGUCGCGUUGUCCUGGCGCUGUCGUGGCGUCGUGGCGUCGCGGCGGAGCCGAGAGCCCGAGGUGGACAUUAGGGAAUCUAAAACUCCAUUGAAUCCAGGGCAGCAGCAGUUUGAACUUUAGUGAAGCAAGACUAUGCAAGAUGUCUAUUGGCAAUCCAGUGCUCAACUGGGAUGUUUCACCAAAAAACGGUCUGAAUGUGUUUUUCUCGAAAGAAAAAUAUGAAGAGUAUUCUUUGACUCCUACUCUAAAGGAACUACUUAUUUUGUCCAAAAGACCUAUAGGAGAAAAUUUGGAUGCAUCAGCAAACCCUGUGGAAAAUGAGCCAGCAGUUAAUUCAGCAGCUCAAGCAAAUGGGGAUGUUAAAACCACAAUAGAAAUUGUACCUUUCCCAGAACCAAGAAUUCCUUAUCCUCAUUUCUCUCGUUUCUCAGAAAGAGAACAGAAAUGUUAUGUGGAUUUACAAAACAAAUACUCAAAAAAGCCUAUAAAUUUCAAGAUUUCAGGGUUAAAUAAGAAGGAAUAUUUCCAGUAUUUGGACAUGAAGAAAUGUAUAAAUGAUGAAGUUGCUGAAUUUUUAAAGUUUCUUCAGAAUGCUGCAAAGAGUUGCAGUCAGGAUUAUGAUAUGCUUUCAGAUGAAGCACUUGUAUUUACAAAGCAAUUUUUAAGUGCUUCAGUUGAACAAGUGAAAAAGUAUCCUGAAAUCUACUCACUCCAUGAAAUCACUAGCUUAAUGGGAUUCCUCCCAACUAGAACAGAGAUGGGAUUAAAAUUAGAAAAAACUGUCCUUGCAUUGGGUAAUGUAAAGUUUGCAAAAUUAUCAUUUCCCUCGAUGCCGGCUGAGUUGCAACUCUCCAUAGAUUAUAACUCUACAUCAGCUACUGAUACACCAGAGCAGAAAGCUGCUGCAAUGCAUUAUGAUAUUAGUACAGAUCCAAAUGCAGAAAAGCUUGUAUUGAGAUAUCAUCCUCAGAUAGCUCUCACUAGUCGAUCAUUAUUUGCCUUGUUGAAUAAUCACGCACCUAAUUACAAGGAACAAUGGGAAAUUCCAGUGUGUGUGAAGAUUAUUCCUGUUACAGGUUCCAAGCCAGUGAAGGUAAUUUAUAUUGACUCACCUCUUCCCAAGAAAGAAAUGACAGUGAGAGAGAGAAAUCAGAUUUUUCAUGAAGCACCAUUGGAUCUUUUGACAACCAAAAAUUCAGCUAUUCCUGUCUCUGCUGUAUUUAUGGACAAACCUGAGGACAAACCUGAGGAGAAUAUAUUUCAGUGGGAUGAAAGUGAUGCUCGGGUGCCUUCUGAUAUUAAACAGUCCCGAAGAAUUCAGACUUUUGAUGACUUAGAUCUGAAUUUUGAUGAGGAUGUUACAGAAUUAGAAACUUUUGGAGUGACAGCUAAUAAGCCACUAAAGACUUUGAACACAUCUAGCCUUCCCACAUCGUCUUCUGUAGCAAGCCUUCCCACAACAUCCAGCACAGCAACCAUUCCCUCUAAUCCUAUAAGUUUAUCAAAGAUUCUGAUGGAGCAAUUGAAAAAGGAGAAACAGCUGAUGACCAGUGUAACCAGUGGGCCAGAAGAGCAGAAAAUUAAAGAUAAUCAGGAAUUUUCAUUAUGUGACAAUGUUCUAGAUCCUAAAAACACACAGUUUUAUUCAUGUGGUGAAUCAAAGCAGUCUGAAUAUAACUCCUCCUCAUUCAAAGACUUUGAAAAAGAAAAAAUCGAGUUAAGUGAAGAAAAUGAUUCAACCACCGAUGAAGAAUGUGGUGCUGUUAAACUAAAGGUCCUGGAGAAAACAAAUACCUUUAAAGAAAGAAUUGAUGUAUCAGAAGCAAGUAAGACUCAAAAUGUUUCUGGUAAUAGUGAUACAGAUGAAGAACGUUUAAUUAUUGACAUGGAAUGUAAAAAUCAAAAUAAUAGCAAGCAAGAGAGUCCUAUCCUUAAUUCAAGUCCUGUACUAGAUACUUUAAGGUCUCCUGUGCCUAUUCAGACUUUUUCAGAAAACUUAGUUAAUGCUACUUGUAGUCCUGAGCAGAAGAAAUGUGCUACAAAAAAGUCUGGCAAAAGAUUAUAUAAGAAGUUUGAUCCAGUCGGACAGAUUUUAAAAAUGCAAAAUGAACUCUUAAAACCAGCUUCAAAAAAAAUGCCUGAGCAGGCCUUUGUGAAUUUGGAAAAUUCUAAACACCAGCCCAUAGCCCUUGCUCCAGAGCAACCAGCCACUGCUACCACUACCCCAGCAUCUAAGUGGUCUGCAACAUUUCAGAAGCCGAAAGGACGAUUGCUACCACACAGCCUUCAGAUGCUUGUUGAAAACAAAUCAGAAUAUUUAACACCUCAGGAAGGAAAUCUUGUUUAUAAGUUAUUCAACUUUCAAGAUCUGCUAUUACUUGUACGUUGUGGUGUCCAGAAAGUAGGAACAAGACCACGUUCCAAAAAAUUGAGAAAUGUUAGAAGGCAAUCUCCAGUUUACAUAUUGCCAAAACUGGAGUAUCAAGCUUGCUACGGUGUGGAAGCUCUUACUGAAAGUGAACUUUGUCGCUUAUGGACCGAGAGUUUAUUGCAUUCUAACUGCUUGUUUUAUGUUGGGCAUGUUGAUGCAUUUACAUCAAAGCUUUUUAUGCUUGAAGAAAUUCCGAUGGAUGGACUCAAAGAGAAAUUUGCAACACUCAAUACUCCAAAUGCAUUUAAUGUUCUCCAGCAUGUUCUGAAGAAAAUAAGUAGUUUGCAGGAGGGUUCCUACUUGCUGAGUCAUGCGGCGGAAGAUUCUUCACUUUUGAUCUACAAAAACUCUGAUGAACAAUUUUCUAGAACAGUCUAUAAUUUGCAUAAAGCUCAUUGCAACUUACCUGCUGUACCAUCCAGUCUUUCCGUUCCCUGGGUUCCAUUAGAUCCCACUGUCUUAUUACCUUAUCAUAUUCAUCAUGGAAGAAUACCUUGUACUUUCCCACCUAAAUCUCAAGGCCCUACAAAGCUGCAAAAGGUUGGUGGAACAAGAGUGCCUGUUCCUGGCCACAGGAAUCCAGUAACUGCGGAAACAAAGAACAGUAACCUGCCUGCUCAGCAAGUCGAAAACGAAGGAGUGGUUCCAAAGAAAAGGAAGUAAAAUAGCCAUAAAAAGUCAGUACAGUGGAAAAUGAUAAUUUAGAAAGGACAGUUGUAGCAAAAUAAAGACAUUUCAGGGAAAAAUAUACCUAAGAGAUAUUUAUUCUUGCAGUUAGAAGGACUACCAGAGAUUUUCUGGAAAACAUAAUCAUCUCUUCACAAUUGCUAAAUGUGCCUCAGUACUCAGCAGGAAUUCUUGCCAAAAGGCAGCUGAUUUUUUAAGUCACUAAGUUUACUAAACCAUAAAGCAAGAGAAGACCUUUUCAUUCUAUAGAUAUUAUCCAAAGUGCUUUAACAAAAAAAACUUUGACCAUGUCAAUAAGUAUUGUAAAAUAAGAUAGAAUUUUGUUCUCAUAACCUUUGCAGUUAGCGAAGUUUUUCAUCUUUACUAUUUUAAGAUAAUGAAAUAAAUCAGAGAAAAGCAAUCAGGUUUUAGCUGGAGACCUACCAAGAUUUUUUUUUCAUAAAUCAGAAUUUGAUCAUUGAUCUUUACAGUUGUUAAAGUUUCACUACUAAAAUCAAGAAACACAGACUACCCUUCUUCACAAAUUACAUUUUCUGACUGAAUAACCCUAAGUUUGUAAAAGGAAUGAACAUUUUCUGGUUCGACAGGUUUGGUGGCUUUAAAAAUUCAGUCACAUUUUGGUCUUAGCCCUUCUGAGUAUUGUGAUUUCAAAGAGAUGUUUUGUUCACAUGCUGUUUGUAAAGUUCAAAACUAUUGAGGGGGUUUAUAUUGACUGCAGUUAUUUCUUGUGUCAUUGAUUAUCUGUGACCACUUUUUUAGAGAUGUGAAUUUGAAAGAGGGCAACAAAUAAGACCAAAUUGUACUCCAUAUAGAGCACAUUUACAUUUUUUAUUUCUAUUACCUAAGGUAAAUUAAACAGAUCUUUCCAGAGCACUUUCAUAUCAUUUGUAAGAUAAAAGUUUUGUAUUCUAAUAUGUUCACCUUGUGUGUUUUGUUACACAUUAAAAAAUUCAACUAAUCUUAGCUUUCAUAUAAACUAGUUUAUUUCAAUUUACAAAGCAUUUCUAAUUAACUUAAAUAAUCAUUGAUAAAUUUGUUUUUCCAAUGGAUCAUUUCCUCAUCCUGUUAACAAUGGAGCUAUAGUUGAAAUUUUUUAAAGCCUUUUAAAUUCAUUUUGUGGUCACACUCCAGAAAUGCUUCAUUCGUGAGUCAUAUCAGUUAACUAAGGGUGGGGCAGGGAAUCCCUUGGAAUUUGCUGUUUGAGGCUAGCUAUAUACUGUGUUUCCUCAAUUAUCUGAAUAGCUAAAAGAUUAAGCAUUUCAGUUUUUUUAAGGAUUUAUUUAUAUGAUAGAGUGACUGUCCUCUAACAUAUUAUCAUAUUAGUUUGAUAAAAUUUUUAGGAGGCAUAUAUAUUCUGAAAAUAAAUAUUUUAAAAUUGAA